AUGUCUAUCAUGGAGCUCCACUAUCAAGUCUCGAAAUGUGUGGCCCAAAUGGACCGCAACGAGACAAAGAUUGACGGCCUAGCCAAAGGCAUUGAUUUCUACGACGAGAAGCUCGACAAGAUAGAGGCCCGUUUAAAGAGCAUUGCCAACUUCCUACAUCUUGGCUCUGGAGCCGGAGAGACCAGGCACCCAAGACAAGCAGAGGGUGUGAGCUUCGCCUUGGAGUCCCGGAACUCCAGCAAAGAGCCUGCCACGGUUCGAGAGGAGAGCGAGUUCAAGUCUGAUGGAUCGACUCCCAUGCUAAACGAGCCGCCUUCAUUGGAUGAUGCUAACCAUUCACCAAGCAGAGCGGAUAAAGGCCCCUUUGGGGAGCAGGUGCCACUGGUCCAGCUAUUGCAAACCCAGCAAGGCUUGCUGGAAGCCAUGAAGGCCUAUUCGGCCCAGGUGGACGACAUGCAGCAGGUCUCGAAACAGAAGUUGGUGGAGAUGACCUUGCAGCUACAAGAAGCAAAUGUCAGGGUUUUAAGUGCUCUCAUGGCUGGCUGA
Molecule: messenger RNA, 546 nt
Organism: Durusdinium trenchii
Lineage: Eukaryota; Dinophyceae; Suessiales; Symbiodiniaceae
Source: the annotation of a GenBank genome assembly